Messenger RNA from Galendromus occidentalis (western predatory mite), 3262 nucleotides. Its product is annotated as integrin alpha pat-2. Gene Ontology annotation, molecular function: integrin binding. The transcript has 13 exons. Gene Ontology annotation, cellular component: external side of plasma membrane; integrin complex. Bases 1 to 3039 code for a protein of 1012 amino acids. Lineage: Eukaryota; Metazoa; Arthropoda; Arachnida; Mesostigmata; Phytoseiidae. The record is from RefSeq and is a predicted model, not a curated record. Gene Ontology annotation, biological process: cell-matrix adhesion; cell-cell adhesion; cell adhesion mediated by integrin.
AUGGAGGCAUUAUUCGGAGCUCCCAAAGAUAGAGACGACGAUGGCGUAGUUAGCGGUAGCGUAUAUGGCUGCAAUAUCCUAGACCGAGUAUGCGAGAAAAUUCUGAAGGGGAAGUCGAAGUUCUUGAGCCUCGCUGGACGCAGGGUCGAGAUGAAGGCCGAGAACAUGAGCUACGGGAUGUCGAUGGCUUACGACUUCAAGAACGAACAAUUCUCGGUUUGCGCUCCACGGAGUACAUUAUCGUGGGUCAAUGGGCCAGACGUACGGAAAGAUCUCCACUAUUUCACGAUUGGAUCGUGUUACGUAUACACGAAGGAGCUCCUGCCCCUGGCCGAACUUUUCGCAGAAGGGGAUCUCCAGAGAGCUGAGGACCUCAACGAUCACGACAAGUUCAAGGUCCUGCAUCACAUAAACUCCAUGAGAGAGCUCGGCUUCUCGGUCUCCACGAAAAAUGGGAAAUACGUUCUCGGCGCUCCGGGAUACCAAGACUGGAGCGGAAAGUCCGUCACUUACGAGACGGCGAUGGAACAGUAUCCUUACAGCACAACGCCAGUUGAGAUGCGCGACAGCGCGGAUUAUUCGGGCUACGCUGUGGAUCAGAUAACGGUCAACAAAACCGAAUAUGUCGUUCACGGAUCGCCCCGUCGGAACAACGUCGUCGGUGAGGUGAUUCUCGCGACGCACGGUGCUACUCACAAUACGAAGACCAACAUCAGAAUUCCUGGCGUUCAAACCGGUGAAUAUUUCGGGGCAGCUGUUGCUGUCGCCGAUGUCAAUUGUGACGGAAUCGACGAUCUUCUGGUUGGAGCGCCAUUCAAUUCGCCAACGGAAGACGUUCGCGAUACGUUCGGCUCUGUGACAGCUAAAUUAGCCAAGGGCAAGUACGACCGCGGGGCGGUCUAUGUGUUCAUGGGCAAAGAGAACGACAUCGAUCGGCGUCAUUCGAAAGUACUGUAUCCGGACGAUCGCGACGAAUCCUCCGGCGGUCGUUUCGGAUCCGUGAUCACAAAUCUCGGCGAUCUCGACAAGGAUCGGUGUGACGAAAUAGCGAUCGGCGCUCCCUUUGAGGGCGGGCGCGGCGCCGUCUACAUUUUCCGAGGUUCUGCUAAGCACGGUUUGAGCAAUGACGAUCGGAUCAAGAUCGAGCCACCGCGACCCGAAGUUGAAGGCUUCGGCUACAGUAUUUCCAAGGGUUUGGAUAUCACAGGCAACAAGUACCUCGAUUUUGCCGUUGGUGCUGUUCUCAGUGGUCACGGCUUCGUGUAUAGAUCUCGGCCCGUCAUCAUCGUCAGGACCUCGAUAAAAUUGACCGAGAAACAAAUCCCGAAAGAUGGGGGGAAAUGCUCCGCCAACGGACGGAGAGAUUUAUUCUGUGUAAACAUGACCAUCUGUACCUCGUACGAUGACCCCGAACCCACGAGCAGCGAUGAGGCUAGAAGCUACUUUUUGAAGCUCGAUAUCAGUGCCGACGUCAAGAGUAAAACGCCGAGAGCGUUGAUCGCCCUCGACAGCUACGAUUAUCAGCAAACAGCCAUGAGCGCAGUCACUCGAGUGGUUCAGCUAGACAGCCCGGGAAAAGAGGAAUGUAUCGAUGUCAGAGCUUUCGUCUUACCCGCCUCUCUUUCUCGGGACAUGCUCAAUCCGAUCGAGUUCCGGGUGAUGUAUGACAUCGAGGCGGAGCAGCCCGGUCAAUUCUGUGCCAACUGCCCAGUUCUGUACUCGAAAGAACCCGCUAGCGCAACGACCGCCUACAUGGUCAACUGCAAACACGAAGGCUGCGUGGUCCACCUUCGGCUUCGUGCCUCUGUCGACGGUCUCGAGAACGGACAAGCGAUCGCUAUCGGUCGUACAGAACCGCUUACGCUUAAAAUCGAUGUCGACUCGGCUUCGAGGAGCGACAUUGCUUUUAGGACCGAAGUGGUUGUCACGCUAAAUUCCGGGUUCGUCUUCAACAACCCAGACAAGUGCAGUCGGGUGGAGAACACCGAGGACUCUAUCGCUUGCUUGGUCGACAAUGAGUUCCAAGCUGGAGAAUCGCGGUCGAUUUCCCUCAAGCUACAGCUCGACGCGAGCCUUUCAUCGAGCACGUCCACCGUUAGCUUCGGAGUGGCCCUGGUGACGGCUUCGAAAGACCAGAACGCGCAGGCGAACAACGUAACUUUCGAAUUCCCUCUGGUACUGCGCGCCGACGCUGGGAUCUCCGGCGCUGGUUUGCUGGAAAACGUGAUUUUCAAGAAGAAUUCUUCCGAUAUCACCAUGGAUCACGUCUACACCGUCACCAAGUACCACGAGAGUCCCGUAGACUCGAUAGAGCUCACGGUCCGGGUUCCGAUAGCAAAAAAAUCUGACUAUCUCCACCGGUAUCCACUCGUGAAAGUGUUCUCAGCCGAGACGAAGACAAGUGACUCGAGCGUCAAAAUCGACUGCAUUUAUCAGAAUGAGAAACGCGUUCGAAGAAAUACGGUCUCGGUGCCGAAGAGCGCCUCGUUGACACUGCCAACUUCCACCGUGCGACAAUUAAAAAUCAACUGCGAAUCGUUCAGCUGUCGAUUGUACAAAUGUUCAUUGGGUCCGCUGAUGGCUGAUCAGAUCCGAACAACGUUCCACUUGCAGCUGCAAUUGAACAUUUCUGAGCUGAUCGACCAAGCUCGCGUUAUUCCGGAGGUUAUCGUUUUCCGCUCAGAUGCCGCAAUAGUCCUGAAGAACCGGCAGCCGUUCACGAGCGAGUUGAAUCCAAAACCGAAAAGUGCCGCUAUCGAAACUAUUCUAGUGAGGGAGGGCAAACCUCUCGGACGAGGUAUCGAUUGGUGGUGGAUUCUGCUCGCCGUCAUUGUCGGACUUAUAAUGGUUUCGAUAAUUUUCUACGGGCUCUACAAAUGCGGCUUCUUCAAGCGGAACUCCCGCGAGGAUCUGAACGAACUGCAGAAAGAGCCUCAGUCAGCCAGUCCAAUACUAGCCGCUCAUCAUUCGCCCAUAAACAACAUGGUCGAUGUUGACGAUAAUGAUAAUACCUCCACAUUCCAUGACUCCAAGGUUUAGGUCUAGAACUCAAACUCUGGUGUCUGCCCCGUUCCACAAGCUUUCCUAAGGAACAAACUUCCACUAAUCUGGAUAAUUCAUCCAGUCACGCUUCGUAGACGCGUCAAGCCGAUGUUUCACUCAUGCAGCAUAAGUAGAACUAGAGAGAACGCGAUGCUUUCAGGGUUUUUUGCCCGCGGAAGUUUUCGGCUUUGAGGCGCCGGUCGACGCAAUGUCCUCGCGG